Molecule: messenger RNA, 336 nt
Organism: Cladophialophora immunda
Lineage: Eukaryota; Fungi; Ascomycota; Eurotiomycetes; Chaetothyriales; Herpotrichiellaceae
Exons: 1
Coding region: 1-336 (111 amino acids)
Source: RefSeq, a predicted model, not a curated record
AUGGCCAAUGUCAAGACUGAGGUAAGCAUUCCGUUUCGGCAAGGGCAGCGGAACUUGGCAAGGCUGCUUGCUGCACAACAACAACAACAUCAUCUGGAAAAGAGCAUGCACGGAGAUGGAUACACAACUGGCUGUCUUCCGGGCCUGUGGCUUCAAUGGCUGGCUGCUGCCACCAACGACCACUGCCGUGCAGACCAGGCCGGUCAUGACAGCCAACCCACUUACCAUCUUGGAGCCCCAAACCUCGGUCUCAGCGUCAAGAUGUUGACUGGUGACGCCAUUGCCAGCAAGCUUCUCGUUCUCGGUACCAAGGUGUCCGAUUCUCGGCGCCUCUGA